UGCAAACCCGAUGCAGAUUGCUCAUUGUUCGCUUGGUUCAUCCAUCCGAGCUUCAGCGUAGGCUACGCGACAGGUGUUUUUCUUACGCGACACGCGUUGUUACUGGGCCGGGCUAUCUACGCCGUGGGGCUGCUGUGGUGCGGGAGUUGUGACCGAGAAUCUGUCGCUAUGCGUCCGAGGCGUUGCCAGUUACCUCGGUGGAAGCAAAAGAAGCGGCGAUGACAACGAACAGCAUUAGUGUGCCUACGGGCUCCUAACGUCUGCGUCGAGGGCUGGCUGCUGCGAGACGCUGCAUCGAGUUACGACGAUCGUCCAGCCUGAGCCGCGCUUGGAUUGUGAUAAGACCGGCGUCCCUCGAGUGGAAACAUCGCGCGGGUCGUCGCUGUGAUUGUCGAGUGUGUAAAGUGUCAACGAUCGCCAUGAUGAACUUAAAAAAGUGCAGCAGUGUGCGGUCAACGAUUCUGCAGCUGCUGCUGGCUGUGAGCCUCCUGCAGCUCGGUACCGACCCGGACCCCGUGCGUGUGAACCGGCGGGCAGACCCCGUGCGCAGCGUGCGCAUCGGGGUCCAGUCUGCAUUCACUCACACGCACAGUCUUACGCCUCCGUUGCUCAUUCAUCCCAAAAGUGUCGAUGCCUUCGACGCGAAUCCCGUGUUCGCCGAGCUGCACGAACUGGGCAUUCCGUCGCUGCUGCGGCGUGUUCGAACGCGGGUGUUCGCCUACCUGGCCGAGGAUCCGGGACCGCCGCCGCCCAUCUCGAACGAAGUGGCCGCCGCGUCCGAAAGCGACUCUCCGAGCGACGCAUCCGGCGCGAGCAGUAACCUGACGCAAGAGGAAAUGGAUCUCAUCGAGAUCCUCUGGAAGCAAGAUGAGGAUCUUGGUGUUUCAAGAGAUACCUUUGACUACCAUGCGGCUUCUGAAAGCAGCAGCAAGGAAGCUGUCAAGCCUACAAAUUUUAAUAGUACCGAAGUGCCUGAAGAUGAAGAUGAGCCUCCUGAAAUGCACGAGGACAGCAAUCCUUGGGAAGGCUUCCAGUACAGCAUAGACUCGGAGACAGGAGAGCACAUCUUGGGAGGCCAAGAAGAGAGCAAAAGCGAGGAGCCAAGGGAGCGCGUCGACAGUGGAUGCUUCCUCCUCGAUGAGGAAGAAGACCGCGAGGCCAUUUUUGCUGAGCUGGAACGUAUUUUCCAGGGACAGCCUCUCCAGGCAGCAGACCUGUAUCCUGCUGACGACUGUUGGGGAGGCUCGGAGCAGAGAGACCUUGGUGCAGAUAAGGGCCCCCCUCUGGCCACUGGGGGUCCGCCACCUCACAACUACACAGAUCCAUUCCCAGGCGUUCUGCUCAACAAUGCCACGCUUGGCCCUCCACCUGUGGACCACAGCAGUGCUUACUUGCAUGGAGCUGGAGCCUUUGGAGCAACAGCCUGCACGGGGCUUCCUUGCAACAACGGGUCGUCCAUGAGUGAAGGCCCCACGUACGGCCAGGAUUUUCCCGACUACCUUUAUUCACCUGGCACCGGUAUGACGGGCUAUGGUGGAAUGGGAAACGUGACCGCUGCCAGUGGAAUGAUGCCGGGAAUGGCAAGCAUGGGCAACAUGUCUAGCAACGUGACCAAUUCUGCGUUGGCAUGCACGCCCACGGACUACCUUCUCAACGACCUGCUUGCCGACGAGGACCUGCACCUGAUGGACAUGGUGGCCUCGCCGACAGAAACGGCUUCAGCGCCUUACCCUGUCCAGCUGUCCGUGGCAGAAGAUCGCAUGGACAACAGCAGUGACACAGGCGUAUCAUCCAUGGGAUCCGAACGCGUGCCUUCACUCUCCGAAGAUCAUGAAUGGCUGGACUCGUGCUCAGAAUCGUCGUCCUCACAUGCCGACGUAGACAGUGAUGCCAAGCGACUGCUUGAAGUGGCCCCAAAAAAGUACAAACUGUUUGGACGUCGACCGGGCCUGUGGUCGCCUGUCCAGGGAGACAAUGACGCCAUGCUGGGUGGCUAUGGUGGAGUCCAGCAGCAGCCCCCGUUUGCCACUCCCUUGGGCCGCCUGCCAGGUGGUGCCACUGUGGCAGUGGUUCCGCCCAAUGCUCCCACACCCAACAGCCUGUUUCCCUCUGCACCCGAAGUGCCUGCCGUUCCGAGGCUUGUGAUCCGCCCCGUUGGCUCUCUGGUACAACACAACCAUUCGUACUCGGCGGCCGACGUGGCUGCCGCAGCAGAAAAUUGUGAGUCAUCGGAGGAAGAAGAGGACGAAGAAGAGGUGAUGUCGAUGAACAGUGCCUUUGGCUUGGCGUGCGAGACAGAGGAGCAACGACACGCGCGAGCAUCGCGGGACGAGAAGCGGGCGCGAGCGCUCAACCUGCCCCUGUCCAACGCCGAGAUUGUGGACCUGCCAAUUGACGAGUUCAACGAGCGACUCGCCAAGUACGAGCUGACAGAGGCACAACUGGCGCUGAUCAGGGACAUUCGUCGGCGCGGCAAGAACAAGGUGGCAGCGCAGAAUUGCCGGAAGCGCAAGCUGGACCAGAUUCUCUCUCUGCAACAAGACGUAGAGGCACUACACCUGGAACGCGAAGAGCUGGAGCGACGGCACGAGGAGCUGCUCGCGCAGCGGCUCUUGGGACGCGACAAGUACAGCCGCCUGUGUCAGCUGCUGGCCACCCACACCACACGUCCCCUGAGCCCCACCUUGCAGCACUUCACCAACGUCGAAACAUCGUUUGCCACUUGCGAUGGGGCCUCGCCAACACACACGGGGGCACGCCUCAAAAAGAAGAUGCACACCAAGUGGGAAAGUGAUGAGUGAGGCGGCUCGGUGCAGUGGCUAGAAAAGGGCCUUAGGAAUCGCAUCCUGGUGACAGCCAUUGCUGCAUUGCGUUUACACUCCAACGAGUGCAUUAUUGUGUUACUGCAACACGAGACCCCCCCAAAUGUGUUGCACAAUGGUAAGCGUCAUCAGUAUCGUGUGUUCCUCCUGCGUAAAGCUGCAUGCCAGGCAUUAGUUUCCUGUUGGCCCAGUGUGCCUUGGCAUUGAGUAGCCUUCCAGGGCUGUACCAAGGGGACAUGCAGGGAAGAUUGGCUACAAUUGUUCUGUGACAUAAUCGCACGUGCCUAUGUCUUGCAAGUUAUGCUAAUAGCGAGUCGGUUCUGGGGUCCCCUAUUUGGAGAUACUUGAGAGUUGCAGCCUUGACCCAAUACCGAACGCUCGAAUUAUGAGUGCUGCUGUUGCAAAGUUACACUAGCAUAUGCAAAUGCCAGCAUAUUCAAGCUACCGACUCGGUCGUGGUUGCCACCAUAUCCUGCCUGAAUCGUGGUGCCCACACAUGUAUCGUGGAUGCUUGCCUUACUUGGCACCUAGACAAUGCGUGUGACGAUCAGUAAGCGCACCGAUUGUUUUGCUCGUAGGUGGGGUUUGUGAAUGUGAGGAACAGCUGCGGGAAUGUACACUUUGCAGGUUGGCCAAUGUUUAUGAGUAGUGUAUCGAGUCUUCCAAUGAGAACCCCCUCAGCACAGCGCCCUUUCUAGCCACUGUCUCCGUGCAAGAAAAAGCAACACUUGUGAUUUUGAUGACGCUCAAGGACACGCUUCCUUCAAGUGCCACGGAGGUGUGCCCAGCGGACAAUGGUGAACUGUGUGUGUGCCUGUGUGCAUUGAAGGACCAAGUGCAGUCACCGUCUUCAUUCUGUGUCUUUCUUGCCCCUUUCACUUGUUCUUUUUUUUUAACCGUGCUGUGGUCUCCAGCUACUGCCAACUGUUGUAAAUGCGUUUUUCCUUUCUGGGGUCUCCAUAGGAAAAAAACCUCAUUGUUUGGCUCUGUAGUUUUCUACGACGCUAGAUUGUUGCACUGUAAAUAUAAAAGGUUUCUUAGCUUUGCUGUGAAAGAAAUAGAUUUGUGCCUUCUUAAGUACAGCAGGUCGGCUAAGUCAUGCGAGGAACAAUAGCAUAUUUUACUUUUAAGUAUCACAUUAGUAGCUCGCAAGGGAAUGUUGAGUUUACUGGAGACAUACACUGAAGUGAAGACUUGUGCAAUAAACUACUUGUGCUACGACGAUCCUGUAGGUCAAUACCUUACUGGAUAUUGUGUGCUGGUGUGGUUUAACAAAGUUUAUAUUUGCACAAGUUGAAUGAAUUAUUUAUUUCUGUAUGAUUCACAUUUUUGCCCUUUGGUUACUACAAUUCAUUCUGUGUUAGGAAUGCAGUUUCAUUUCUAAUAAACUUUGUUGAUAAGUAAGAA
Molecule: messenger RNA, 4229 nt
Organism: Rhipicephalus sanguineus (brown dog tick)
Lineage: Eukaryota; Metazoa; Arthropoda; Arachnida; Ixodida; Ixodidae
Gene: cnc
Product: endoplasmic reticulum membrane sensor NFE2L1
Exons: 11
Coding region: 420-2801 (793 amino acids)
Biological process (GO): regulation of transcription by RNA polymerase II
Cellular component (GO): nucleus
Molecular function (GO): RNA polymerase II cis-regulatory region sequence-specific DNA binding; DNA-binding transcription factor activity, RNA polymerase II-specific
Source: RefSeq, a predicted model, not a curated record